This is a messenger RNA of Hirundo rustica (Barn swallow), 1278 nucleotides long. RefSeq names its product cysteine and serine rich nuclear protein 2 (gene CSRNP2). Gene Ontology annotation, molecular function: DNA-binding transcription factor activity, RNA polymerase II-specific; sequence-specific DNA binding. The record is from RefSeq and is a predicted model, not a curated record. Gene Ontology annotation, cellular component: nucleus. Bases 1 to 1278 code for a protein of 425 amino acids. Gene Ontology annotation, biological process: regulation of transcription by RNA polymerase II. NCBI's taxonomy places the organism in Eukaryota, Metazoa, Chordata, Aves, Passeriformes, Hirundinidae. The transcript has 4 exons.
AUGGAAACGCGGGGUGAAAACGCCGAGGCGGCGCGGUUUGGGGGCGCCCCGUCCAUCCUGCGGCGCUCCCGGGCGCGCCGCGGCGGCAAGCGCGUGCGCUUCGCCCAGGUCACCGUCUACUACUUCGCCCGGCGCCAGGGCUUCACCUGCGUGCCCAGCGCCGGCGGCAGCUCCCUGGGCAUGGCCCCGCGGCACCACCGCGCCCGCAGGUACAGCCUCAGCCAGUUCGCUCACCUGCGCCAGGCCAGCCACCGGCAGCACCUGCGGCAGCACCUGCGCAGGGAGAAGCUGCGCGCCAGGAGGAGGGAGCUGACCCAGAACGGGACGGUGCCGUCGGCCGAGGCGGCCGGGCUCACCUUGGCCGACGUGUCCGACGACGACCUGGACGUGGGGCAGGUGGAGGUGGGCGAUUACUUCUACCUGCAGCCGCUGCCCACCAAGCGGCGGCGGGCGCUGCUGCGCGCCUCGGGCGUGCGCAGGAUCGACGCCGAGGAGCGGCAGGAGCUGCGGGCGCUGCGCCUGUCCCGCGAGCAGUGCGGCUGCCUGUGCCGCCUCACCUGCGAGCCGCGCACCUGCGCCUGCAGCCAGGCCGGCAUCCAGUGCCAGGUGGAUCGCACGUCCUUCCCGUGCGGCUGCUCGCGGGACGGCUGCGGCAACGCGGCCGGGCGCAUCGAGUUCAACCCACUGCGCGUCCGCACCCACUUCCUGCACACCCUGAUGAAGCUGGAGCUGGAGAACCGGCGGCAGGAGGAGGAGGAGGAGGAGGAGGAAGGAGCGGCCGCACCGCCCGGCCCCACCUGGCCGCCCACGCAGCCCCCCGAGACUCAGGACUUCCAGGAGUACCUGGCGGAGAACGAGCGGGCGGUGCUGCACCUGCAGACGGCCGAGGAGCUGGAGAGGCUGAAGGCUGAGGAAGACUCUGCAAGCGGCUCCGGGGGAGAGGGGGGCGGGCUCUGCGUCCUGGGGGAGCACCUGGAUGACAGCUGGCAGGUGAAACCUCCGCCGUGCCCCGGCCUGGCCUCCACCAUCCUCAUCCCAGCGCAGUUCCCGCUGGAAUCUUCCGUCCUGUGCUACCCCCCGGGGCAGCCGGCCCAGGUGGGCACCCAGCCUUACCUGGCCGAAGCACCUGGGCUCUACAGGGGUGGGCACGUGGAGCAUCCGGCCUCCAGCCCCCCCGGGAAGGAGCUGGGGGUCCCACCUGUCCCUGCUGCUGUGAGCAAGGGAGCGGCACCCCAAAAUCCGCCGGAGCACCUGGAGCACCCCCACCUGCCCGUAUGA